CCCAUCAGUGCCACCUAUCAAUGCCAAUCAGUGCCACCUAUCAGUGCCGCCAAUCAGUGCCACCUAUCAGUGCCAGUCAGUGUCGCCCUACAUUGUGCAUCAGUGCCGCCAAUCAGUGCCAGUCAGUGCUGCCUAACAGUGCCAGUCAGUGCUGCCUAACAGUGCCAGUCAUCAGUGCUGCCUAUCAGUGCCAUAUAUCAAUGUCAUGUAUCAGUGCUGCCUUUCAGUGCCCAUCAGUGAUACCUGUCAAUGCCCAUCAGUGC
Staurois parvus is the source of this 263-nucleotide messenger RNA. NCBI's taxonomy places the organism in Eukaryota, Metazoa, Chordata, Amphibia, Anura, Ranidae. The record is from the annotation of a GenBank genome assembly.